Messenger RNA from Linum trigynum, 1809 nucleotides. NCBI's taxonomy places the organism in Eukaryota, Viridiplantae, Streptophyta, Magnoliopsida, Malpighiales, Linaceae. The record is from the annotation of a GenBank genome assembly.
CCAGAAAAUGCACUGACAAAACUUUCAUAAAAUAAUGUGGCCGGCUUGUAUCGAAGUCUGUUUUUGGAGCAGCAUUUUUAGGAACUAUAAACUAUUAUGCCAGAUUACAGCCAUCGAGAUGGAGAUACAAUGCACUUUGAUAUACACUUCAUAGUUCAUGAAGCAUGCACUUUGCCUUGUGUGGUUCAAUGUCUUAUGUGGGGAGAAAAGCUGAACUUGGACCAACUGUUAAUUGAUUUCUCCUCUUUGAUGUAAACUCAAUCAUAAUGCUCAUUUCUAUUCUAAUUGUUGCACGUUCAGUUAAAAGCGCGCUGCUGUUACUGAUCAGGUGCAAAUUACUAUUAACAAAACCCCAGAAAGUUUAACUUGGUACAUGAAUGUCGAAUGACAUAUUAGGUACUAACUUGUCGAAGAGGUGUCUUCCCUUGAUUGUGCUAGAUUACCUUGAUGUUUUGUCUUUAUCAGCCCAGCUAUGUCCCAGCAAGAAGAUUCAUGAUCAUGAAAUCCUGGAGGGGUUCGUUAAAUUUUGUGGUGCAAGACCAUUGUAUGCAUGGAUAACCUUGAUUCCUAAAGGAAAUGGAUCAGAUUUGGACUACUGCUACAGGUGCGGCCAUUUGCUUCAUUGGUUUUGGCAUCUGGUCAUUGAUGAGGACACACAGACUGCACGAUAGCGAUACAUAACAAACUCAGAACAUAAUUUUGCGCCGUAUGGUGUGUAUCGUUUUGAUCCACUUGAAUCUUUUCCAGGUUGGAUAUGCGAAAGCUGAUUGAUAGGACUCAUCAAGGAAGCAGAAUUUUCGAGUUGGCAUGUCCGUCAGGACUAAGAAGAAUACAUGUGGCUGUGAGAGUCUAAGAGAUCGUGGAAUUCAUGUCAGUGCUGGGAAAGGAAGGGGUGAAAUUCUGUUGGGUGAUGAGCAAGCAAGCAAGCAACAGGCUGGGUUGCUGAUGCUUCUUAUUAGCUUGUUGAACAAGGAUGGUCGGGAAUUGCAAGUUAGGUUCCAAGAAGAACCCAACUACAAGAAGAUAUUAGAGACAGAAGCCAUUAACACGGCUGAUGGGAAGCAUCAUGGGCACAUGCACGUGUGGGCACCAAAAAGAAAGAAGAAGGCAAGAAACAUCUCAUCAUCUAACAAACCAACAGGAACCAGCAAGCAGGCAUUGAUGGAGAAAAGUAGCAGUACUACUGCUGUAGUGGUAGCGAUAGGAUGGAGAUGGAAAGAAGCUGCCUACUGGUCUGGUCUGGUCUGGUUGGCAGCUGAUCGAUCAGCUUUGGCAAUUAUUGUUUUGACAUUUUCUUUUGUUUUUGCAGGGGAUUAAUUAACAUAUACGCAUAGUGGGAAGAGAUGGGAAAUGGUUGAACGCGGGGAAGCCACGUCUUUGCAGGUAAAGCCAUUCAUGGGGGAUUGAAUGAAUUUUUGUGGGCAAUAUAUGGCUGUGCAUGGCUUCAUGUAGUUUCAGUCAUGGAGGUAGAGGGGACGUUUUGUGGGUUCGUCGUUUGUCUCUCCUAUCCUCUCUGCAGAGAAGGAGAGGAAUUGAAGGUGCUUGUUAGGAUAGGAUAGUGAUGCCCCAUGAAUGGUUGUGCUAUAAUGUGUUCUGUAGCAAAGGGAAGGAAGAUGACCCACUGCCUUUCGUCAAGUACUCCUGAUCUCUCCCUGCUCUUAUGGCGAGGCAGAAAUCAGGGCUUAUGGGCCCAAAUGGGUUGUAUUAGUCGUAUGCGUGGGCGUUCCGCAGCCCCACUCGUAUUAGUAGUAUACAGACCGUAUAGUAGUUGGCCCAUAUGCAUAGGGGUGAUAAACGGUUAUGCCGCUA